Messenger RNA from Cladophialophora carrionii CBS 160.54, 2133 nucleotides. RefSeq lists its product as uncharacterized. Bases 1 to 2133 code for a protein of 710 amino acids. The record is from RefSeq and is a predicted model, not a curated record. The transcript is spliced from 3 exons. NCBI's taxonomy places the organism in Eukaryota, Fungi, Ascomycota, Eurotiomycetes, Chaetothyriales, Herpotrichiellaceae.
AUGACCACGGAAGCACCACCAAACUAUCUCCGCGUCUCCACCAGAGACGAGGAGGAUUUAGAUUUGCCAAGUCAAGCCCACCUACACGAGAUCGGCGGCGAGAAUCCUACGAGCAUCGCGCAAGCGAUAGAUGUUCCUCCGACCGCGGUAACCCCUCCCUCAUCCCCUCCUACAAGAACGCACACUGGAGAGCUGUCCAUCAGUACCCUCACCGAAUCUCGUUCCGAUUCGGAACCCUUGCCUCAGUCCCAUGCGCGGCCUUCGGAGCAAGUGCGUGAUGGAAGGAGGCACUCGUCUCUGAGCGCCUUGAAACGACGUCUGCAAAGUUCUUUCGACCCCUCCCUGCACGAAUUGUUAGAGAAGAGCGGCCCCGAUCCAAGCAGUCUGCGACAGUAUAGCCGGAAAAGGCAACGCCAACGGCUAUGGCGCUUGACGAUCGGUGAAUUCUUCAACACGGUCGCCCUUUGCCUGGCUUACUUUGGUAUUCUAUACGCAUACGGCGGAAAGAGCCGAAUCAGCGUGCGCGAGCGUCGGAUAUUCAAUGCCUUAGUCACAGGCGUCAGUCUCCUGCUCGGUGUGAACCUGGCGGCGUCGUUACGAAGUUACGCAAAGUUGUUGAGAUGGCGAAUUCUGGCGAUCUGUUAUCGGCCACUCGAGACUUUCGACCUCGUCAUGGGUUGCGACAGCUUGAUCAAUGUGAUGAAGCUUCUGUUGAAAGCGCGCAACCACAGAAAUAAGUUCUUGCCAUCCAGAACGCAGAUUAUCUGUUUCGCAUGGUUACUGGUCCACUUUGCUAUAACGAUUUUGGUCGGUAUCGUCGGUCUGAAUUACAAUCUGGAUGAUUCAACGUCGGCCCUGUUCGUACGCAAGGGCAAUGUCAGCAUAGUGGACCUGAAUGCAUUGUCCACCGGGUUCUAUGCUUACGACCUAGCUCAAGUCCAGCAAUGGGGAAUUCGAGGCGUGGUCAUUGACCCGUUGGACAUCACCGUGGAGUCGGAGUCUAUACAGAGCUUCUUCUCCGACACCACCGGAAACACCCUCUACUAUUUUCAGGAUCAGAAUGCGGAUGAACCGACUCGGAUCAUUCUUUCGAGUCGGUGGAUCCAGUCUCAAGCGUAUUGCACCGGCUAUAUCGUGACGGAAGGGCAGUACGGUAACCUCUCGUACAUCAUCUACAACGACGGCGAGCACGGUGUCAACCAAACCAUGCCAGCUCUGGCUGGUCCGGGCGGUCUCUUAGUCAUGUCUCAGCUCAACUCGACCUGCGGGGAACGAUGCGUCGACAUGCAGGCUUUCCAAGCAGCGACGUUUCCCGGCGAGUCCGACUACGACGUGGGCUAUACAAUCCCAGAAGGCACUUACUUUGUCUGCAGCAAUACGGUGCCUCAAGUUGGAGAUGACGAGAACCCUCACCUGAGCCGUGACUUCUUGGUCGAUGCCAUCGUGAGCCAAAUGUUGGCCGGAAGCCUGGGAUGGAGCGAUGUCCCACCUGUCUUCAACGGCACAGCGGAAUACGCAGUCUACACGAAUUCAUCCCGGGUCAGCUUUGGCGGCCAACCGGUCGACACGGACAUGGCUGCACUUAUCUCAGACUUCACGAUGGGGGCGAUCGCGAUCAUGGAUGGCUCGAAUCUCAUGUACAGGCGGAACGUGACCAGUGACGAGCAGCCGUACGUCGCGCAGGUGCUCAAGGUGAAAUGGAAAUACGCGGGCAGCAUCCUUGGAGUAAUCCCAUUCAUCCACUUUCUGACCCUGGCCCAAGUCAUUCUCUGGGCCAACAAGGCCAUCAUCAAGGACGACAGCCACCUCGCCAUUGCCAAGGUAUAUCACACCUUCUUGAGUCGACUGGGCGACCGCGGCUGCCUGUUGCGCGGUGACGAAAUCGUCGCCUUCCUGGAGAAUCCGAGCGUCGCCUAUGGCUGGCGCCAGAGCGUGGAACCGGACGGCGCGGGCUUAAUGCACGUUGACGUGUUUGACCGUGGGCAAGGUCUUCUGAGGGAAGAGCGUCCUUUCCAAGAAGGAUGGUACGAUGGCGGCGGCGGAAGUGAGGGCAAUCACCCUGCCGAGGAGUCCGAAGCACAAUGCAGCUUGCGGAGACGAUAUCGGGACUUUGAUGCAGCGCAAUACUUCUAG